This is a messenger RNA of Fusarium fujikuroi IMI 58289, 1647 nucleotides long. Its product is annotated as related to cytochrome P450 3A7. The transcript has 3 exons. The coding region runs from base 1 to 1647 and encodes 548 amino acids. Lineage: Eukaryota; Fungi; Ascomycota; Sordariomycetes; Hypocreales; Nectriaceae. Gene Ontology annotation, molecular function: monooxygenase activity; iron ion binding; oxidoreductase activity, acting on paired donors, with incorporation or reduction of molecular oxygen. The record is from RefSeq and is a predicted model, not a curated record.
AUGAUAUCACCUCUUUACGCCAUCGGAGGACUGCUACUGGCAUACAUUGGCCUGAGCACACUACAGCUGCUUUAUAACUACAAAAAAGCCAAAUAUAUCGGCCUUCCCGUUCUCAUCACGCCAAUUGAUCCAUCUAAUGUCCCAUAUUUGCUUUGUAGCAGUUUCUUAGAGCCUUUUCUCAGAAAAGUCUUACCAUUUGGUCUUGGAAAUUUUGUGGAAUACAACAGUCGAGACUGGAAUUAUGAGCAGAUCCAUGAUCUUCAAGAACGAAUUGGCGACACCUUCAUCAUCGUCAGCCCAAAGCAGAUCCGCGUGUUCACAGGUAACGCAAAGGCUUCUGACGAUCUUUGUCGCCGACGCAGAGACUUUGUGAAAGCUGUUGCUCUCUACAAACCACUUGAGAUCUUUGGCCGCAAUGUUGUAACAACUGAAGGGGACGAUUGGGUGCGACAUAGAAGGAUCACGACACCGCCCUUCAAUGAGAGGAACAGCGCGCUUGUUUGGGACGAGUCCAAGAGGCAAGCUACCGACAUGCUCAAGAUGUGGGCAUCAAACCCGAAAGGCGUCGUGAAUCCCCAGAGCGACACUAUGGUUCUGGCCCUCCAUGUCCUCACUGCUGCUGGGUUUGGCAGAAGUUACACGUUCGGCAGCGGUUUGGAGAGUGCAUUAGAGAACCACAGUCUCACAUAUCGCGAUUCUCUCAGUCUCAUUCUCGGCAAUCUCUUCACUGCUGUGUUUACAGCGACACUCAAUCUUCCCACAUGGAUGCUGCCCUCCAAGUUCAACCAGGUUCAAGAUGCUGUGGUCAACUUUCGACAGUACAUGGCUGAGAUGGUCGCCGAAGAGCGCGAGGCUAUGGACGCCGGUGCUGAAGAACAGGACAACCUCAUGAGCAUUCUUGUACGAGCAUCUGAGAACCAGAACAAAGAGGGCAAAGCGACUCGUCAUUUGACAGACUCUGAGAUUUAUGGCAAUUUGUUCAGCUAUAACCUCGCUGGCCACGAAACAACAUCCAACACUCUUGCUUACGCGACAAUCCUCCUCGCAGCGAAUCCCGAAUGGCAGAAAUGGGCAGCGGAAGAGGUCGAUCAAGUCACGGCUGGAGUCGACUUGAAGGACCUUGACUACGAAACAUAUUAUCCCCAAUUGAAGCGCGUUCUCGCAAUCAUGCACGAAACAUUACGAUUAUUCGGCGCAGCAAGGGCAGUUCCCAAAACAACACUCGUGGACCAAACCCUCAAAGUCAACGGCACAUCAUACACAAUCCCCAGAAACACCUUCGUCGGCGUCAACCUGGCAGGCCUACACACAUCCUCCGCCUCAUGGGGCGACAACGCGCUCCAAUGGCUCCCCAGCCGCUGGAUCACGGCCGACGACAAGCUCGCUCCCAUGCCAACAGGCGCUUUCCUCCCCUGGGCGGCAGGCCCACGAGUGUGCCCCGGCAAGAAAUUCUCGCAGGUAGAGUUCGUAGCCGUCAUGGCGUGUCUCCUCAAGGACUACACCGUGGAGCCUGAUGCAGAAGGUGACCACCCCAAGGAGGCGGCGUCAAGGGCCCUCAUGGAAGAGGCGAAGCAGUCUAGUUUCAAUUUCCUGCUCAAGGUGAAGCACCCUGAGAAGAUCAAGCUGCGGUGUGUGCGCAGAGUCUAG